Molecule: messenger RNA, 865 nt
Organism: Fusarium odoratissimum NRRL 54006
Lineage: Eukaryota; Fungi; Ascomycota; Sordariomycetes; Hypocreales; Nectriaceae
Exons: 1
Coding region: 101-865 (254 amino acids)
Source: RefSeq, a predicted model, not a curated record
AAAGAAACUGUAUCGACUGUCAUACUCCUAUGCUUGCGUAUUCCGCACAUACUGUCAACAAUUCUAUUGCCUCCAAGAUAAAGCUGACAGACUCUAUGCAAUGACAGCACCCCAUUUUCCCAUACAAGCCGGAACUCAUCAGCCUGUCCCUCUGAGCAUUCAAAGCAUGGCUCAACCUGUGGGAAACCAGGGGCUCUCUUCUUAUAGCAACACUGUGCCGCAGCAGUACGGGUUGAUUCCUGCCGCGAGCAUGUAUUUCAAUCCCGCUAUCUUGCAAUCCAUGGAUGUCUCUUCAGAGAAGAAUCUGCAUCCAAAACCAGAAAUGUGUCAAAGGGUCAUGACAGGCCAGGGACAACACAAUCAAGCAUACCAAGAGCCAGGACCAUUCAUGCCCGCUCCUAUUCGCGAACCAGAGGUACCAGUGUCGGCUCCAGCCUGGACCAGAAGCACCAAACAUCGGCGGCUGAAGCCAGGAGAUGCGCCUGCGGCACUCGACCACCCGGGAUCAAGAACAUACAACGGUCAAUUACAAAUGGUGUCCACAUGGCGAUUUCAGGAUCAUCAGGGAAACCAGCCGCGGAGAGGCUUAUCACACCAUUCUAUCAAGCAUCGCAUUACUCGAGCCAUGGUCUCGCACCGCAGCGGUGUACCAAGAAGUCCGGGGGCCCAGGCAAGAAAUGUCGAAACGGAUCGGCAUGUAGAAUGGCCUCAACGCCCACUUGUACGACGCGUACCUUUAGCUCUUCAACAUCCACUACCCUCUAUUCGAUCGCUUAUUCCCGAACUCCCCAAAACCUUUGCAAACCACACAAAUGUGUCAACGGCACAUCAAAGCUUGUAUGGUGCAGCGAAACGGCAAGAGUAG